Molecule: messenger RNA, 1533 nt
Organism: Adineta steineri
Lineage: Eukaryota; Metazoa; Rotifera; Eurotatoria; Adinetida; Adinetidae
Source: the annotation of a GenBank genome assembly
AUGCGUUCUCAGCCAGAUACACGUCGAAGUACAUCAGCUUUAUUAUAUGAUGAAAAUGAAAAAACCAUUGAUGCAAUAUUAGAUCAACAACCAUUAUUAGGAUAUACAGAUAUUGAUGGUGAUAAUAAUAUACAUGAACCAUGGCAUCGACGAAUUUUUGCAAGACAUAUUGUAGCAACAUGGACGUUUUUUGGUUUUCUUUGUUUAUAUAUGCUUCGUGUUAAUUUAUCAGUCGCUAUUGUUGCUAUGACAACACCACAAAGUGCUACAAAUCAAUCAGUAGAAGCAUGUCCAUCGCCUAAUGAUUCAAGUAGUACUCCAGCCAAGCAUGGCGAUUUUGAUUGGAAUCCUCGUACUCAAGGACAUGUACUUGGUUCGUUUUUUUAUGGUUAUAUUCUUUCACAAUUUAUUGGUGGAAUAUUAGCUGAACGAUAUGGUGCUAAAUGGAUAUUUGGUUGUGGUCUUCUAGGAGCUGGUCUUCUUACACUACUUUCGCCAAUUGCAGCUAAAACUCAUGUUGGUCUUCUUAUUGCAACGCGUAUUCUUAUCGGUGUAUUUGAAGGUCCAGCAUUUCCAGCUGCAGGUGCAUUAUGGAGCCAAUGGGUGCCACCUUUAGAAAGAAGUAUCAUACCACCUAUUGCUCAUGCUGGAAAAGAAGUUGGGGUUGUUGUCACUACUCCAUUAGCUGGUAUUUUAUGUGCAUCAGCCUUUUUAGGUGGUUGGCCAUCAUCAUUUUAUGUUUUUGGUGUUAUAACUUGUAUAUGGUUUAUUUUCUGGUGCUUUUUUGCUUAUAAUAGUCCUUCACAACAUCCACGAUGUUCAAAGAAAGAACGAGAUUAUAUAACUGCUGUUCUACCAAAACCAAAGAAAUUAAAAACUCCGUGGUUAGCAAUUGCUACUUCGAUUCCUUUUUGGUCAAUUGCUAUUGCAUCAACUUGUGUUCAAUUUGUUUAUUAUGUUUUAUUAACAUCAUUACCAACUUAUUUUGCAACUAUAUUAAGAUUUAAUUUACAAAAAAAUGGUUUUAUGUUUGCUAUUCCUUAUGUAUUUAUGAUGAUUGUUAUUGUUACGAGUGGUCAAUUAGCUGAUCAUCUUCGAGCACGAAAAAUAAUGUCAACAACAUCUGUACGAAAACUACAAACAAUUAUCGGUGGUGUUGGUUCAUCAUUAUUUCUAGUUCUUAUCGGUUAUGUUGGAUGUAGUAAAGUAGCAGCUAUGUUUUGUAUUACAUUAGCGGUUGCUUUUAUUGGUUUUCAUUCAAGUGGUUGUCAAAUAUCACAUCUUGAUAUUGCAAGCAAUUAUGCUGGUACUCUUGUUGGUAUUACAAAUACUCUGGCUUCAAUACCAGGUUUUGUUGGUCCUGCUAUGGUUGGUGCUAUUACAAAUAAUAAUCAAACCCUACAUGCUUGGCAAACUAUUUUUAAUUUAUCUGCAGGAAUCGGACUCUUUGGUUGUAUCGUCUAUUGUAUCUUUUUUGACGGUAAUGAACAAUCAUGGAAUCGAAAUGAUAUUGAAGAGAUUACAGAAAAUUAA